Molecule: messenger RNA, 1104 nt
Organism: Parnassius apollo (apollo)
Lineage: Eukaryota; Metazoa; Arthropoda; Insecta; Lepidoptera; Papilionidae
Source: the annotation of a GenBank genome assembly
AUGAAGAGAACAAAAUGUCAAGCAAUAAUAAACAAUAUUCUAGGAGAAGCGGAAAAACAAGAUUUGUGUGCAGCUCUAAAGGAGCAAAAAUUCUCUGUCAUGAUUGAUGAAAGCACUGAUAUCGGAGCAGUAAAAACUAUGUGUGUUGUGGUCAGAUAUUACUGUGCACAAAAAGGUCAAAUUGUCAGCAGAUUUUGGGACCUAAUUCAUAUACAUGGCGAGGAAAACUCUGCUCCGGUAGCUACCGCCACAGCACAACAUCUUUUCGAAGCAGUAAUAAUAUCCUUCGAGGAAAAUUCUAUUCGUAUUGAAAAUAUUAUAGGAUUUGGAUCAGACGGGUGUAAUACUAUGAUGAACAACAAGCUUUGGAUGACCAAUGGAGAAAAUUGCCAAAGUCAAAAGGAAAUUUCGAUGCUGCAAUACGGCCUGAUGAAUUCUGGCACAAGUGGUUCUCCACACUCUGCACAGUCUCCAUCAGCUUUGAGGGACGAAGAAGUGAUAAUUUUUAUUUCAUCGCCCGUUCAUACAUCCCAUCAAACAGGAUCACUUUCACCAGCAGCAUCUUCAAGUUCUCUUGCAUCUGCUCAGGAAACAACUGACAAACCAAAGUCUGCUGGUGCUACUUUGUUGGAGUAUGUGUUAAAGAAAAAUCAAAAUAACACUGUAGAGGAACAUCCUAUUGACAAGUUUCUGCAUGGUAUUGCUCCCACUCUUAAAAAUCUUACACCGUAUUAUCAAAACUUAGCUAAGACUGACAUAUUUAAUAUUGUACAAACGUAUGAAAUAAACAUGUUUGAGCGACAUACGGAAUUACAAAAUGUUGAAAAUGAUGUACAAAUAAUUUUUGAGACAAGUACCCCAUCUGCCAGCACAGAACGUAAUUUACAAGUGCAAGAAGAACUACCAGAAAUUACACAUCCAAGUCCAUUUACAUCUACAAGUGCCCCAACGAGUAUGCAAGAAGAAUCAGCAGAGACUGAAACUUUAUCCGAGAGUAUUCUGAAUCCUACAAAUAAUCAAAAUUCUUCUAAGGAUAAAGAAAACAAAAAUGUACAUGAAGAUGACUCCACCUUAGCACAGUACGUUUCCGAAUUUCAAGCCUAA